UUUUUUGGGCCUACAUAUAUGGAUGAUUACUUGAUAUAGCGCUCUCAUAAUAAUCUAGAAGAAAUUUUUUUUAUACCUAUCCAAAAUGGCAAGCUCAAGAAUCAACGAUGAUCGCAGCAAUCGAUCUGCUGCUUUUAGAGCAGUCUUAGAGGGGAAAAGACGGUCAGUAGAAAACUUUCGCAGUUUCUGGAAGGAAGAAAGUGUGAAACCACUUGUUAAAUGUGGUGAUACUGUUCUCCAUUUUCUGGCCAUUCACGGAAAUGCGGCUGCCUUCGAAUUACUUCUCCAAGAUGGUCUUGUGACUAGUGAAACUCUGAAGGCAAAGAAUGUCAAUGGCGACACUGCAUUGCAUGAAGCUGCAAGAUUUGGCCACAAGGAUGUUGCAGAGAUCAUGUUAAGGACAGAAAACGAUUUAGUGUCUGAGAGCAACAAACUGGGUGAAACCCCUCUUUUUGUGGCUGCGGCAUGUGGGAAAAAGGAAGUUUUCUCACUCCUGGAAAAGCAUAUCGGUGAUUGUAUGAUGAGGAGGAAUGACGGAUGGCAUAUUAGUGAUUGUAUGAUGAGGAGGAAUGACGGAUGCACAAUCCUUCAUGCUGCUGUAAUUGGAGAAUGUUACACAGGUUUGGCAAUUGGCAUAUUGGAGUCGUAUCCUGAUCUUGCUGGCAAACGUAAUGAAAAAGGAAAAACUGCUUUACAUAUUUUGGCUGCAAAACCAGAGUCCUUCCGGAGUGGUUCUGCAUUUACGCUCAAAGAUCUUGGGAGGAAGUCCCUCAUUCCUCUGCAUAUACUCCGACCUAUAAUCUAUUCUUGUAUUCCAGUCUUGUACAAGGAAUUGCGACCUGUCCAUAUUGCUGAAGAACCAAGCAAUUCAGCUUCCAUUCAUAAAUUGAACAGAUCUCGCUUUGUCAAGUUUAUCUUGGGUAAUCCUUUGCUUAAAGAAAUUGAUGAUGCAAAGCAAAGACAUGCAGUUGCACUAAUGCUUGCACAAAGGUUAAUCAGAAGAGAAUAUUGGAGCCACUAUGUGCAUACAGAGGACAAAGAUCUUGAAGGCAGCCAGUUUGGGAUAUCAUCAGAACAGAAAAAUAGGAUGCCAGAUCCACUAAUACAAACAACGAGACUUGGCAUCAUUGAGGUAGCUCAGGAAAUCCUGAGUGUCUACCCUGAAGCUGUGUGUACCGUCGAUGAGAAAGGAAGGAAUAUACUGCAAAUUGCAGUGGAGGAGAAAAAAUGGUUAUUGUACGACUACUUGAUGACUAGUGGCAUUCACAAGGAUAGGAUGCUAAGUGCUAUUGAUUAUAAAGGAAAUAGCAUUAUACAUCUCGCAGCAAGCCUGGGAUCCCCUCCCAGCACCCCCCAUGGAUUUAUGCACCAAAUGAUGUGGGAUGUCCUCUGGUUUAAGCGAGUGCAGUAUGACUGUUAUCCAUAUCUCUGGCAACUACAAAAUUCUGAGGGGAAGACAGCAGAACAAGUAUUCGAGACGAACCAUGCAAGUGUACGCGAAAAGGCUGAGAAAACUGUGAGAGAACUGGCCAACACUGUGUUGAUUGUGUCUGUCCUCAUUGGUACCAUAAACUUUGCUGCAAUUUUUACUGUACCUGGAGGUUUCGAUCAAGAGAGUGGAGAGCCCAUUUUUCUUAAGAAGCGGCACUGGGAAUUCAGCUUGUUGAUGUACUACUUAGCUGGAGGGCUGUUCUCCUCUCUGUUCACCAUGGGAACUCUGCUUGUGAUUAUCUUUAUGCGAUUUGAAACUGAGGAUUUUUAUGUUUCCCUGCCCUUCUACUAUGUGCUCGACGUUAUUUCCAUCUUCUACUCCGCGGGCUUCACAAUCACAGCAUGUUGCCAAGCAUUAAUAGUGCUGAAAGUCGUGAUUACCAACUUCAGACCCCUCGUGCUGCUCUUCUUUAUAUUUGGUAUGGUGGCCCUUGUGCUCCUGGAAACAUCAUAUGUGAUAUUCGACUAUAUGUAUUAUCUGAUUCGUUAUUCACUUUCUUAUAGAGGGCAAGAAUCUUAAGCACUGCACUUGUUUAUUCAUGUUAAUUUCGUGCAGACUGAAAAGAUUUGAGCAAGUUUGUAAAAAAACUUUUGCUUGCCAUCUAUUUAUUUAGGAGAAUUUUGAU
Coffea arabica (coffee) is the source of this 2117-nucleotide messenger RNA. Lineage: Eukaryota; Viridiplantae; Streptophyta; Magnoliopsida; Gentianales; Rubiaceae. The record is from RefSeq and is a predicted model, not a curated record.